GAAGAUCGGGCGUUUAUAAGGUGUUUAUUCAACUGGGCUUUAAUUGGUGGCAGGCCUCAAUGCUGAAUGAAGGGUGCGGUCUGAAGGAGAACUCUUACUCAGGACGUUGGCGAAACUUGUGUGAAAGCUGUGAAUCAGGAGGCACUCUUCCUGGUCUGACACAGUGAGCUGACGAGGAAACGCUGUGGUCAGAUUCUAGAAAGCUGUUGCGGGUAUCAUGGCGUUAUUUAAAAAGGACUUGGACAAGUACAAGGACCUGGACGAAGAUGAAAUCCUUAACAAACUGUCGGCAGAGGAACUGAAACAGCUGGAGACGGCGCUGGAAGAGAUUGACCCAGAGAAUGCGCUUCUUCCUGCCGGAAUGCGUCAGAAGGACCAGACGUCAAAAAAGGCCACCGGAACGUUUGACAGAGAGAGGCUCUUGAAGUACUUAGAGAAGGAAGCGAUGGAGUACAAGGACAGAGAGGAUGUUGUGCCUUUCACUGGAGAAAAGAAAGGUAAAGUAUUUGUCCCAAAGACGAAACCACUGGAGUCGCGAAAAGAGGAGGUCACAACCCUCGACCCAGAGUUAGAAGAGGCCCUGUCCAGCGCCACUGAUACAGAACUGUGUGAUCUUGCAGCCAUCUUGGGUGUUCACACACUGGUCACCAGCACUCAGACGUAUGAUGGAACUAGAAGCAAAGAUGGUUACAACAAUGUUAUUAAAGGGGAGAAGAUGAACCCGGUUUUUGAUGAGCCUCCAAAUCCCACCAACGUAGAAGAGACUCUGCAGCGGAUAAAGAAUAAUGACAGCUCUUUAACAGAGGUCAACCUGAACAACAUCAAGAACAUCCCAAUUCCCACACUAAAGGACUACGCCAAAGCUAUGGAAAGGAACACACAUGUGAAGAAGUUUAGCCUGGCAGCAACACGGAGUAAUGACCCCAUCGCAGUGGUCUUUGGUGACAUGCUGCGGGAGAACAAGACACUUCAGAGUUUGAAUUUAGAGUCCAACUUCAUCACUGGAGUGGGAGUGCAGGCCCUGGUUGAAGCGUUGCGAGACAACGAGACACUCACAGAGAUCAAGAUAGACAACCAGAGGCAGCAGCUGGGCACCACUGUAGAGAUGGAGAUUGCUAAAAUGUUGGAGGAAAACAACAGCAUCGUGAAGUUUGGGUAUCACUUCACUCAGCAAGGGCCUCGCUCCAGAGCUGCUGCUGCCAUCACCAAGAACAACGACCUGGUUCGCAGGAGGCGAGUGGAAGGAGACCUGUAGAAGAGUCCAUCUCCCCCUCCAACUCUUCCUCCUUUUGCUUCAUCUCACCACGUGGAAUAACUUCUACCAGUGCCCAAGUCUCAUCUCACUGUGUGGAACUCCAAGUCUUGUGCCAAACUGUGCGGGCAAGGCGCAUUUAACAAGAACAUUUUAACUGAGACGGAGGAAAAUAACUGGAAUUUGCCGCUCAAUCAUUGAUACUUGUGUUUGUUAUUCUCAUGAUGUUAUUGAAAGUGCACAUCUAAUUCGAUUUUAGCCAUUUCAUGUCAACUGCUCCUCUUUUUUUUGAGCCUUUAACGAUCAGUCAGUCAUUUUUAACCUUUUUCUUUUGUACUAAAAUGGUAUGAAAUAAACACCAACACCAUGUAACGCUUAGGAACUUAAGUCUAACAUUCCGCAAACUUGAUCCUCCUCUUUCUGACAGCUCUGUAAUGAUUUCUUGCGAGGUCUCAACUUAGACACUCACCUGACCCAGACACAGCAGCCAGUGUUCGGCGUCAUCUCUUCGUAUAGACCAGCUUGGAUUUUUGAGCCACUCUGUAGCUGUGUUUAUCCACUGCUGCCAUGGUUGUUUUGGGGAAAUGUCCCGAGUGUAUCCUGGAUAUCAGACUGAGAACAUCAUGUCCAGUCAUUUGAAUGACUUGCAUCAUCACUUCUUAAUGAAAGCUACUUCACAAAGGGUUGAUCUGUAUUUAAUUUUUAACAUAGACAAAUGAUGUGUAACAUAUUGGUGUCACAAUGCAUGAAUGCUUAAACGUCACAUGCCAAAGACCAACACGAGCGGCGCUUCUUUUCUAACCCGGCUUUCUUUGGGCGCUCACUUUAUUUCUGUUACUACAUAGACUGGAUGUUUCUCUUGGGUGUUGCUUUUGGUGGUUCUGGAACAUUUAUGAAAGGUUCAGUCACGAGUAAUUGCUUUCAACAUUCCACACAUCAGAUCUGAUGUCAGCCCCUCUGUGUUCUGUGCUAGUGUCAGCAUCUACUGAGCGUGUGGCCUUUGCUGUUAAGGUUCUAAGCUCAAUCCAUUCGGUUCUGUGGACUCACCUGGGCUUGUGCUUGUAGAUUCACAUUACUAUGUAAAAGAGUAGCUGUUGGUUGCAUGAAAGCAAGUGAGUGGAUGAAUGAGUGAGACGGUAGCAUCCACACAGUUCUCUUUUCUGGUUGUAGCUGCUUGGGGUUAUACACACACACACACUUGACUGGAGCCGCUUCCACACACUGCAAGAGCUCAACAGUAGCAUGUCGAACCCUCUGACGCCAUAAUAUCAUGUGUGCCUCCAACUACACUCCCGACGGUACACUGACCUGGUCGAUGUGGUUCUAACAGGUGACUAUUUCAGGACUUACUUGAACUUGUAUAUAUACACUCUUCAUUCUGAAUGGAGACAGCACUGCCGUGCUCACAUCUGUCACUUGACCAAAAGAAUAUCGCUUCAUUUCAACUCAGCUACAUUCCAUCAUUUUCACCUCCGAUCAAAUAUCUGUUGGUGUUGACCUCAACUCCGCUUUCCUGUCAGCAGACUGUGCUCACGCUGAUCUGUGCUGUGUAUAUUCUGUAAGUUCUAAAUGCACAUCUCAAAAUUGCAUUCACACAGAUGUGUGUGUUACAUAAAGCUACUCAUAAACUGCUUUGAUUCUGUGUAUGAACUUCCAGUAUAGGGACUCUCAUGGAUGCUCAAGACUGGUUGAAGGCACUGCUGGAUGUGAGAGAACCACAACAAUAAAUGUUUUUACAUAACCUUU
Messenger RNA from Synchiropus splendidus (mandarinfish), 2998 nucleotides. It is a transcript of the gene tmod2, whose product is annotated as tropomodulin 2. The record is from RefSeq and is a predicted model, not a curated record. Gene Ontology annotation, molecular function: tropomyosin binding. NCBI's taxonomy places the organism in Eukaryota, Metazoa, Chordata, Actinopteri, Syngnathiformes, Callionymidae. The transcript is spliced from 11 exons. Gene Ontology annotation, biological process: muscle contraction; pointed-end actin filament capping; myofibril assembly. The coding region runs from base 218 to 1255 and encodes 345 amino acids. Gene Ontology annotation, cellular component: striated muscle thin filament; myofibril.